This is a messenger RNA of Sclerotinia trifoliorum, 1057 nucleotides long. Lineage: Eukaryota; Fungi; Ascomycota; Leotiomycetes; Helotiales; Sclerotiniaceae. The record is from the annotation of a GenBank genome assembly.
AUGAUCGUGCCCAAUCCUUUGCAAAAACAAGCGCCUUCGAAGGGAAUGAUCUCCGUUGACGGAAUGUUAUAUUGGAAAACCGCAGUAACGUACCUGAGGUCGGGCCCGACCAAAGGAUGUUGAACAUCAGAAGCUGAAGGAUAAGGUGCUAAGGUGGGUACAAUCAUGUGACUAGCCCUAAGAUCUCCAAUUGCGCUAAAUUAGCUCGAAAAUUAAGCGAGGUUGACCACCAUAUUUUGAAGCUUCAAUCAACGGAAUUUCCUUUCUCUCCCUCACCACACCAACUCACAUACAAACUUACAGUCAAUAUGUAAGUUUUAAUUCCUCUAUUCCUCCUUUAAUUGUCGUCAAGAAUCAUUUCAUGCUCUUGAAAGCUCUUGAAUCAUCACAAUCAUACAAUUACCCCUCAUUUUCAUGAAAACCACCCGUUUUACCCCUCUUCUCCAUUCACGACACUUUCACAUCAACUUCAAGUUCUUAUAGCUAACAACUGCCUUUAGGAGAGCCAAGUGGCGCAAGAAGCGCACUAGGCGCUUGAAGCGAAAGCGCCGCAAGACUCGUGCCAGAUCGUAAGUUUGCAUCUCCCUCGUUUGCUUCACGUCGAAGAUUUGCCUGUAGGCGGUCUUCGCUGUGGGGUAAAUUCCUAUGGUGAACAUUUACUGAUCCCUCUAUAGCAAGUAAACAACUCAAAACAACUCGAUCUCGAUUCCCCUUACCUCUCGAAUCAUAACAUCAUGACAACUUAACCCUUUUCGGAUGCGCCAUCUCUCGCACCAACGUCUUCACCUUUUUCAGCAUUUCAGUAUUCACCAACAAGUUCGGAGUUCGCGCUUCGUUCGUCGGCGGCUGGGUGUUCAAGGAAAGAGCAGCAUGGUGACGCACAUCCAAUAGCAAAUGGUGGAUGUUUUUGAAAGGAAGCAGGAUCGGUCAACAAUGCUAUGUCGAUUUGUUCAUUGAGGGUUUAUAAACCAAGAAGCUAUGGGAAAGAAGCUGCCUUUGAUGCUAAAUGCCUUUAUGACUUCAAACCUGAUAGGAAUGAAUAAAAAAACUGAAGUUC